Molecule: messenger RNA, 1599 nt
Organism: Corylus avellana
Lineage: Eukaryota; Viridiplantae; Streptophyta; Magnoliopsida; Fagales; Betulaceae
Source: RefSeq, a predicted model, not a curated record
AUGGAAGGAAUUUCCUUGAUCCCCAGCUUUGCUCGCGGCCUUAAUAUUCUUCUGGUGGAUCAUGACACAAUGUCCCUCUUGUACCUUGCAUCACUGCUUGAACAAUAUUCAUUCCAGGUCACCACCACUGAAGUAGCAUCUCUUGCAUUGUCUAUGAUUUGUGAACAAGAGGACCGAUUCAAACUUGUCAUAGCAAACAUGAACAUGCCGGAUAUGGAUGGCCUUUCUUUUCCGCACAUACUUCUUAAGAAGGACAUUCCUUUCAUUUUGAUGUCCUCCGAAAGAGAUGUAAACGUAGCCCGGAGAGCCUUGGCUGAAGGGGCAUGUUAUUUCCUUGAGAAACCAAUUUGUUUGGAGGAUCUCAAACAUGUAUGGCAACAUGUUUAUCGCAGGAGAGGAAACCCUAUGAAGAAAAGCCUAAAAGCAAUUAGUAAUGAAGGAAAGGUGAACAUUAGCAAGGAAUCUCAAGGUUCUAAAACCAAAGAGGCAGGUGGUGUCUUGCACGGCAUUGACAGGCAACAUAUGACAAUGGAUCCCAAAGGGAAAAACAAGCAACAAGAAGUAGAAGUUGGGCUUGUUGUUGGGAAAAACCACGUUAGAGAAUCCGAAAAUACUUGCAUGGAGUGGCUGAGGGCGUCAUCAGAGAGCCAGAAACAAGGAAGAAUCGUCAUGAAGAGAGCAAAUGAUGGCGGUGAAAGCAAACAACAAGAGAUCAAGAGAAGUAAGUUGAGCUCAGAACGUCAAAUGGAUUUCGUAAGUGCUAUGAGAGCCAUUGAGGAGGAAAGGCCGGCGGAAAGGAAAGAUAACAAUAAAAGCUCAACUGAUCAAAAGAAGUCACGAUUUCUUUGGACUCCAAAGCUACAUCUCAAGUUUACAGCAGCCCUUAGUGCGCUAGGCGAUAAAAAUGCUCGACCGAAGAAAAUACUAAAGAUGAUGAAUGUGUCUAAUUUGACCGUGCGCCAGGUUGCCAGUCAUCUACAGAAAUACAAAGCUCAAGUACAGCGUAUCAACGAGACUGUUGUCACUAAUUUACCUCUCAUAAGUAAAUCAUCUGGUCCCUAUGGCAGAACUGAAAUUGCACAAUCACACAAGAAGCAGAUUUUUCUUCCCUCCCAAUUAGGAUAUGAAAGUUCUAAUUUUGGAUAUAAGAGCUUGUGUGCCAAUCCAAAUUCAUAUCUUUCCACUGACACCAAUGGUUUUCCAUACCAUCUAAACAAGAACGAAAACAGAGAGGGGAAACUAGCCCUUGGGUUAGAAGGGAGCAGUGUUCAAGUACCGGAAUUGGAGCUACCAAAUUUGAAAACAGAAACCCAGAACCGAUUUUCGUUGGAUUCUACGGGGACAACUCCAGGUGAUGCAAUCAAUGUAGAAGAAUUUCUAGCCGACUUCAACAAUGAGAGUCAACAAUUGGAAGCUAUAACAGAGCAGGUUCCUCCAAACCAACCCCUGAUCGAAUAUGGUGAUCUAUUGAAAGUGCUUGAAGAAGACCCAGAAGAUCUAGAGUUGUACGAUUUUGGCAGUGAUGUUGAUCGAUAUUGUGAAUGGCUGAGGGAGACUUUAGGCGGAAACGUCACAAAUCCAGAACAGUUUGAACUUUGA